This is a messenger RNA of Ilex paraguariensis (yerba mate), 300 nucleotides long. The record is from the annotation of a GenBank genome assembly. NCBI's taxonomy places the organism in Eukaryota, Viridiplantae, Streptophyta, Magnoliopsida, Aquifoliales, Aquifoliaceae.
AUGGCGUCGAAUUCGACAUGGACUGCUAAAGAAAAUAAGCUGUUUGAGAAUGCAUUGGCUAUCUAUGACCAGGACACACCUGACCGGUGGCAGAAGGUGGCCAAAGCAGUGGGUGGCAAGACUGUGGAGGAGGUGAAGAGGCACUAUGAGAUGCUUGUGGAAGAUGUCGAGCACAUUGAGUCUGGUCUAGUGCCCUUGCCCAAGUACCAAACAACUGGAGGUACCAGCAAAGGAUGCAAACACAUGGAUGAAGAACAGAGAGUCAUUGAGAAGAGUGAUUCAGAGUUCCUCAUAGGCUAA